CGAUAUGACCGCUUUCGACCGGCAUUGCUUUCCGCCACGUCGCCGCUGCUUGCUUUGGCCUUUGCAAGGCCACCAGUAGCGACGAUAAGCGUAGGAGUGUGCGUGCAUGGAUCGCGUUGGAUUAGCAUACGAGGAGGACCCGUAUCUGCCCGAGCGCAAGGCGGGCGAUGAGGAACCCACCGCCUACGACGGGGACCAAGACCUCGGGAAGGUCGGGGCGACCGACCCAACUUUGGACGAUGAGGGAAGGACUCUGCUCCGGCUCGCGGCAGGGGAAGAGAUCGAAGAGCUGCCUCACGACAGCUUCUUCGACGCACCCUCAGAGGUGAAAGGGAGUGAUGCUACUCCGGACAGUGGAGUACACGACCUUUCUCAUUUGGACCCCGAGGAGAAAGCCCGCCUUGAGGAAGCAUGGAGGAAUGAGCUAGCAGAGGUGGAAGGAGAGAUCCUGUCUCUGCGCACGGUGCUCUCAAAGAAGGUGGCACGUGCUCAGGAACUGAAGCAGAAGUUAGGCAUCACAGUCUGGAAGGAACUCAAAAGCGACAUGGAGCAGGGACUCAAGAACAUUCAGGAUUCCACAGCCUCUCUCACAUAUUUGUUUGGAAGCAUAACUCCCGUUGUGCUUCCAUCAUAUCAGAACUUCCCAGGGCUUUUUAACUCCCCAGCAUAUCAGAAGACGACCACCAGCAUCAAAGUAGCUGGAGAGAAGACCACAUCCGCCCUUGGAAACUUGGGCGCUAGCAUGUCAAAGAAGCUCGGAGAAAUGAAAAACUCUCCAGCAUUCAAGUCAGUUGAGGAGAAAGUGGGCUCAGUCUACACAAACGUGAAGUCGAAGGUCUCAUCACGGAGCAGCAGCGUGAACAGCUUUGAGGACGCACUCAACAGGGGAGGAAAUUCGACGUCCGAGACACCCACAAGUCCCAUGGUUCCCGAAGACAAACCACUUCCGUAACACCGUGUCUCGACAAUACUCUCUCCCCCCACCCCACCCCACCCACCCCUCUCCCUACUUGCUCCUAUUACUACGGCCUUAUAAAAAAAGCUAAGGUGCAGCGGCAGGGUGCUGCUUAUCGGGGUCGUGAGGGGCCAUUUUCUCGCGGAACGCAAUUCCUUCGAUGAAAGAACGAGAGGCAGUGCUUUUGAGAGAAUAACAUUAAUUUACAUUUAAGUUUUUGCUUGGUAUUGUCAAUGCAAAAUGUCUUUCUCUGAGAAAGAGGGGAAAAAAAUGCAAUAUCCGUAUGGCGUAUGGUAGGCUUUUUGCGGAACACUUUUAUAUUUUAAUCACUCUAGUACAGUGUCAGGAAAGGCCUUUCAGACGCAACUAAAAAUGCCCCAGCUGUGUGCAGGAAUGCACACUGUUGAACUGCCUUACAGUCCUGCCUCUGUAGUGUGUGUGUGUGUACGUACAUGCGCAGCGGGCCCAGAAAAGUUAGGCACGUUCCUUGUGCACUUGCACAACAAUGUACCCUGCAGGGGACUCUGGUACAAUCUUGGUGGAGUAGUUCCAAGUCUGCAACGUCUAUGUGCUAUUCCUUGCACACGUGUUUGAUAGCGGUGUAUCUGUGAUGUACAUCACCAGUGUAAGCUUUUGAUUCGCAGAACUAUUGCCUUUUGAAGACUGUCUUGUUCCCACGUUCUGGCAUAUUUAGAUUUCUCAUAUUGUACAGAGUUCUUGAUAGCUUACCUUCACACAUGCUACGUGAAACUGUAUUAAGCUUUGAGAACAAAAGAUGUAAAAGCCUUCGACGUAAGCUCGCACUCCUAGAGGCCAAUGGAUGUAUUUCACGUGCACAUGGUUACACGUAGCUUUUUAGUUCCGAUGAAAUGUUCAGUUGCCUUUCCUGACAACAGAAGAAACCUGUAUUUUUCUAAGAGAAGCUAUUUUUUUCUAGAGCGUGAUUAUGCAACGGGAAUCCCGGGCUGGCAUCUUAACAACAAAGUUCUUUUUGUUCUGCUGCUUGGAGAGCUUGUCCAUGAUGCAAUCAGUAGCACAUAGCUUGACAUUACACCUGAAAGUGUAUGGGCAAGAUGUUUGACGCGAUAUCUGCUGUGAAAGAUAGCAAUUUUGUCUUUGGAAGGCAGAAUUCUGUUGCCAUUUUUGUAAUUUAUUUCUUGGAAAGCAAUUGCUCCCUUUUCUGAGCACAUCUUGUGUGUGGAUCAAUAAAGCAAGUUUGGGCUUUGCAGUAACAAGUACUUGCUGCUGAGCAACCCACUUGUGUGUAAAAAGUGAA
Molecule: messenger RNA, 2231 nt
Organism: Ornithodoros turicata
Lineage: Eukaryota; Metazoa; Arthropoda; Arachnida; Ixodida; Argasidae
Product: tumor protein D54-like
Exons: 8
Coding region: 107-952 (281 amino acids)
Cellular component (GO): cytoplasm
Source: RefSeq, a predicted model, not a curated record